This is a messenger RNA of Rotaria sp. Silwood1, 5301 nucleotides long. The record is from the annotation of a GenBank genome assembly. NCBI's taxonomy places the organism in Eukaryota, Metazoa, Rotifera, Eurotatoria, Philodinida, Philodinidae.
AUGUCAAACGAAAUCGAAUAUUUUCCUCGUGGAUCAUCAACAACAAAAAAUGAGAUUAAAUCAGAAAAACCUCGAAUUAAUCAUGUUGAUCGUGAUGACUUAUUUAUUGGAGCAUCAUCAAAACGAAAACGUUCUAAUUAUGAUUCACAAAAACUCAAACAAGAAGAAAAGAAAAAAAAGAAAAAAUCUAUUGAUGGUGAAGAUCGUCAUGAAACAUUAUAUCGACGAUUACAUAAACAAAAUCUUACCGAUGGUGUUCUUAUUUGUGGUUGUAUUGAAAAAAUUUCUCCAUAUGAAUUACGUGUUAGUCUACCACAUCAAAAUAUUGGUUAUAUACCAAUAACUAUGAUAUCUGAUGAAUAUACAGAAUUAAUUCAACAAAAAAUGUCAUCAAUGUCGACUAAUAAUGAAGAUGAUUUAGAUAAUCUAUUUCAUAUCGGUCAAUAUGUUAUUUGUCGAGUUAUUGAAAGUGAAUUAAUAAAUGAUAAUGAAAAAUUAAAUCAACAAAAACGUUUACAUCUAUCUAUAAAUCCAAAAGAUAUUUGUGAUCAAAUUACACCUGACAAUCUUAUUAAAGGAAUGAUCUUACCUGGUGUUGUAUCGAGUAUUGCUGAUCAUGGGUUUAUUAUUAAUAUUGGAUUUUCUCAAAGAAAAGGUUUUUUAUCAAAAGAUAAAUAUUUAAAUACAGAACAAUUAAAAGUUGGAUUUCAUGGUUUAUUUCAAAUAAAAGAAUCAUCAACAACGAAUUCGCGUAUUAUUCCUUUAAAGAUGAUCAACAAUAAGAAAACACGAUCAGCAUUAUCACCAACAAAAGUACCUUUUCAUAUGCUUCUACCUGGUUUCAAAUGCAAAGUGACCGUCAAUAAAACUCGUAUUAAUGGUCUUGAAGUAUCAUUUGGUGAAAUUAAAGGAUUUAUUCAUAUACAAGAUUUUGAAACAUUGAAAAAUUCAAUUGAUGCUUUUUCUCCUGAACAAGAGCUUGAAGCAACAAUUUUAUCAAUCGAUCCAACAACAAAAUUAAUUCAUUACUCAAUGCAAACACAUUUAUUAUCAUUAACUUCUCCACCAUCGAUACUUGAAAAUAAUAAUGAACCAUCAUCGUCAAUAAUUGGUUCUAUUCAAACAUGUGUUGUUAUUCAUAAUGUUGGUUCAUCACUUGCUGUUCGAAUUCCAUCAUUAAAUCAAUAUGGUAUUGUUUCAUCAAAUAAUUUAACAGAUGAAAUAUAUGAUGAUAUUCAACAAAUAUUAAAUUCAUUUAAAUCUGGUCAAAAACUUCAAUGUCGAAUCAUUGGAAUUUCAUUAUCAAGUAAUUUAGCAAUAUGUACUCUAAAAAAAAGCAUUAUCGAAGCACCUUUUAUUACUUAUUCGAAUAUUGAAAUUGGUAGUUUAGUCAAAGGUUCUAUAAAUCAUGUUGAUGAACAUGGUUUAAUUAUAAACUUAACGAAAUAUAUUAAUGGAUUUGUACCAAUUAUUCAUAAUGCUGAUAUACCAAUAAAAGAAACAUUAAAUAAAUUUGCAUUAAAGAAAAAAGUUCAAUGUCGAGUUUUACAAGUUGAUCCAUCACGUCAACGAUUAAUAUUAACAAUGAAAAAAUCUUUAAUAAAUACAAAAUUACCAAUCGUUUAUUCGUAUAAUGAUUUGCAAACAAAUCUUAUUACAAUUGGUGUUAUCAUUUCAAUUCAAGAUUAUGGUUUACUUGUUAAAUUAUUUGGAGACUUAUGUGGUUUAGUACCAAAAAAUGAAAUAGGACAAUUACAAACAUUAUCAAAUACAAAUAUUAAAAGUCAAUUACAACAAAUGUUCUAUAUUGGACAAACUGUAUCGUGUAAAGUGAUGAAUUUUGAUGAAGAACAAAAGAAAAUUACAUUAAGCUUGAAAGUACCUGGAAAAAUAACAUUUGGUAGUAAAUUGGCACAAGUACCUGCUGAUUUCUCAAUUGGAAAAGUUAUUCAAUGGACAGUAACGGAAUGUGAAAGUGAUGAAUAUUUAAUUGGUAAUGUUAUUACAGAACGUCGACGAAAACCAAUAACAGUAACAUUAACACGACAUCAUACAUCAGAUUUUGUUGAACAUCAAUCACUAUUAAUGCGUCUGGAUUUAUCAUCAAAAAAAGAUCAACAACGUGAUGGUAUCUAUUGGUCUCAUUUAUCUUAUAUAAAUAUUUCAAUGAAAAAAAUUUUAAUCGAAUUUUGUCGACGAUCAAUUCUUCCACAGAAAUUCGACGAUUGUAUUGUUGGAUCAAUUAUUCCAGGAGUUGUUCAAAAUAUUUUUGAAUAUGGCCUUUUUAUUGAUUUACCAAAUACAAUUAUUGCUUUUGCUCCACAUAAACAUCUAGAUUUACAUGGUAAUUUAGAAAGUAUAGAAAAAAAAUACCGAAUAGGUCAAACAGUAUUUGUUCGAAUCUUACAAUUGGACGAAGAAAAACAUCGUUGUAUUGUUUCACUUAAAUCAAUAAUGUAUGACGGUGAAAUCGCUGAAUUAAAUCAAUCUGAUUAUGUAUUAAAAUGUUAUCUUAAUGAAAAAUAUCAAUUAAUUGAUGAUAUGAAACAAAAUGGAACAGGUCCAUUAUCAAAAUUUUUUCAAGAAACUAAAAAAUGGAUUGGUUUUAAAUGUCGAUGUUUAAUUGAAAAACGUCUUGAUGAUUGGUUUAUUGGUCGAUUAGAAAAUGGUCUACCAGCUAGUUUACCAUAUGAUGCACAUUACUCAAUUGGAGAUUCAAUCGAAGGUUAUAUUAUAGAUUUUAAUUUAUCAGCACAACAAUUUAUAAUGACAAUUGAUCUUAAAAAACCGAUUAAACAUUCAAUAAGUUCUAUUCAAACAUUGACACAAUGUACAAUUCUUUGUCAAUUAUCAUCAUAUGCAUUAGCAAUAACUCAAGAUUCAAAUCAUCUUAUUCAUUUACCAACAUUUUCUGAUUUAAAUUCAUUCUAUUCGAUUUCAUCAACAACUUCUUAUAAACGUAAACAACAAAUUAAUAUAAGUUCAUUAAUUCCUUAUAUAUCCGAAGAAUUUAAUUAUAUAAUAAUACCAUUUCAAGAAAAAAAAUCUUCAAUUAAAAUUUAUCAACCUGAUGAAAUAGUAUCCGUAACUAUAAUUGAUGUUUUACCAAAACAAUUAAAUGUUAAAUUAAAUGAUGGUUCUCGUGGUCGUAUACAUAUAACAGAACUGUUUGAUAAUCCAUCAACAGAAAAAUUUCAAACAUUAAAUGAUCUUUAUCAUAUAAAUCAAUCAUUAAAUGCACGUAUAAUUGGUACAAGAAAUAUUGAAAAAGAUUCUAAACACCAACGACCUGUUUAUGAUUUAUCACUUCGUGAAAAAUCAUCACAACAAUAUGAAAUUGGCGAUCGAAUUAUUGGAUUUUUUGAUAAAAUUGAUGAAAAAACAAAAGGCUAUUGGUUUUAUUUAUCACUUCAUUUGCGUGGUUAUGUUCCACCAGAAUUUAUAUCAAAACAAUUAACUACAGGACAAUGUUCAUAUUUAACAAUAAUGAAUAAAAUCAUUAAUGAUAAAGGUGAACAUUAUACCUUAACAAUGUUUGAUAAUAAUCAAUCAGAAUCAAAUAUUAUUUAUGCACAAUUUAAAGAAAUAAAAUCAAUCAAUGAAUUUCAUUUUAAGAUUACGAAAGAUAAUGAAAAUUAUGAAGGUAUAUUAAUAUCAACAGAUGUUUCAGAUGUUUUUGAAGAUUUUAUUUUUUGGAAUUAUUUAAUGAAUGUGAAACCACCGUUAUUAGUUAACGGACAAUUAAAUAUAAAAAAAGAAUUAUGGAAAUUUCGAAACAAAACUAUAAGAGCAUUUAUUAAAGAAGAAAAUAAAGAAAAGAAACAAAUGAUUCUAUCAACAAGAAAAUCAAGAUUAGAUAAAAAUCAUUUGGAUCUGAUUGAUGAAGAAAUUGAAAAUAUUGAACAAAUUUCAAUAGGUGAUAUUCUUCAUGGUUAUAUUGACGUAUUAACAAAUCGUCAAAUAACAAUAUUAUUGGGUUCUGGUAAAACAGUCAUCGGACAUAUUGAAAAAGUUCUUAAUAGAACAUUAAAUGGACAUUUACGAGAAUAUUUAGAUAUUGGCAUGGUUGUAGAAGCGAUUGUUUUAAAUGUGGACAAAGAAAAAAAUAAAUGUCAAAUGAAAUUAACUGAUCAAUUUAUUGAACAAUUAGUUUCAAAACGUUCGAAACGAAAUCGUCUAUCUAGAGCAAAUAGUUUGAAUGGUUCGAUUGCCGGCGGUGAUGAUCAAGAUGAUAAUGAUCAAGAAUUAAAUAUCAAGCGAUUAAAAACAGAUGAUGAAUCUAUAAAACCUAAUGCUCUUGGUAAUGAUUUAAAAUUUGAUUGGAAUGAUGAUUUAUCAACAUUACGUCCAUCGACUGAUAAUAACGAUGUUGAACAAAUGGAUGAAUCUAGUUCUUCAUUAAGAAAAAAAAAACUUGAGUCACAUAUUUCAUCAUCAAAUGAUCAUCAACGUACACAAGAAGAAUAUGAACAACUUGUUAAAGAAGCAGCUAAUGAUUCUCAUUUAUGGAUUGAAUAUAUGCAAUAUUAUAUUGAUCAAGCUGAAAUUGAUCGUGCACGAACUAUAGCUGAACGAGCAUUAGCUAGUAUCUUCUAUCGUGAGGAACGUGAUAAAUUAAACGUAUGGAUUGCUUAUCUAUCACUUGAAAAUCGUUAUGGUACACCAGAAAAAGUCAAUGCGAUAUUAACACGAGCUUUGGGUAAUUGUGAUGGUGUCAAAGUUUAUCAACGAUUAGCUUGUGAUGUUUACGAAAAAAACGAACAAUUUGAAGACGCUAAUGCUACAUUUACUUUAUUAAUAAAAAAAUUUAAUAAAAAUAAACAAGCAUGGCUUGAAUAUAUUAUGUAUUUAUUUCGACGUCAUCAAACUGAACAAGCAAAAACAAUACUUGAUAAAUCAUUUUCAAGUUUAUCCUCAACAGAUCAUGUUGAUAUGAUUAAUAAAUUCGGUCAAUUAGAAUUUAAAUAUGGUGAUAAAGAACGUGCUAAAACUGUUUAUGAAAAAUUACUUGCUAGUUAUCCAAAACGUACUGAUCUCUGGUCGAUUUAUAUUGAUAUGUUAAUUAAAUAUGAUACAGAUCCAUUAAUUGCUGCAAGGUCAAUUUUUGAUCGAGUACUUUCAUUAAAUAUUCCACCGAAGAAAAUGAAAUUUUUAAUUAAAAAAUAUCUUCAAUUUGAAAAACAAUAUGGUACAACAGUCGAUAUCAAUCGAGCAAAAGAACGUAUCACUCAAUAUGUUAACACAAAUGAUGAUGAUAAUAAGAUUAACUCAAAUGUCGAGCAAGAUGAGUUAGAUUUUUAA